Pundamilia nyererei is the source of this 1376-nucleotide messenger RNA. RefSeq names its product Ras association domain family member 4a (gene rassf4a). The transcript is spliced from 10 exons. The record is from RefSeq and is a predicted model, not a curated record. NCBI's taxonomy places the organism in Eukaryota, Metazoa, Chordata, Actinopteri, Cichliformes, Cichlidae. The coding region runs from base 197 to 850 and encodes 217 amino acids. Gene Ontology annotation, biological process: signal transduction.
GCCUAUGCUCGAGUGUGAUUGGCUGCGGUGUAUCAACGCGGGCUGCUAUUGGAUAUUCAGGAUGUCACCUUUAUCUCUCGGCUCAGAAUACCGCACUGCCAAGGAGGCAUGAAAACUGAUAACGAAAAGAGGCAUAUAACGCUGGUGAUACGGAAGAAAACGGGGACGCACUCUGUUAUGCUGCACUCUAAUCAGAAUGAGUGCGCAUCAGACCUACGUGAAGCUCAGUGAGGAGAAACUCAUACCAAAGUCUGAUAUCUUGUCACUGCUGAAGACGUACAACUGUUACCAUGAAGGGAAAAACUUCCAGCUGAGGACUCGUGAGGAGGAUGGAGAGUUUGUUCUUGAAGGGCUGCUGAACAUCUACUGGGGUCUAUGUCGACCAAUAAGACUUCAGAUGUAUGAUGACAAUGAAAGAUUUCGUUUCAGCAGAUUUACCGUGGCGAAGCAGGUGUCAGCAGAGUCUAAUAAUAACUCGCUUGACCAAGAAACCGGACCAGCAGGUGGUGACGUGGGUGGUCAGGAUGAGGACGACUCUCCUCAGCUACUCAGGACCAGGAGUGAUGCUUCCUUCAUGCGUGUUCAGAGGAGGUCAAAGACUCACACUGCCAGAGACCUGCAGCGCUUGCGCACACACAGGUUCUCAAUCAACGGCCACUUCUACAACCAUAAGACAUCUGUUUUUACUCCAGCCUAUGGUUCAGUCACUAACGUAAGAGUAAACAGCACCAUGACAACUGGCCAAGUCCUGAACCUGCUGCUACACAAGUUUAGGGUGGAGAAUAAAGCUGAGGAGUUUGUUCUUUACAUGGUGCAUGAGUCUGGUGGUUGCCCAGUACAUAAAGUUUGAGAUUCCCGUUUUAGACAGCUUUGUAGAAAAACUGAAAGAGGAAGAGGAACGUGAAAUAAUCAAACUGACCAAAAAGUACAGUGCCCUGAAAUCUAUGAUACUGCAUCAGCUUGAAGACAGAGAUCACACUGAUGACAGAGCAUGAUUGUUUCUAUAAGCGCGUGCUGAUGUGUAAGGGGAAUGGGCGGGUGCAACACUAAUGAUUGUUGUUUUAGUAUGGGAAUAGUUCCAGAUACUUUAGUGAAUGUAGAGGUAAAGGAGAAAAAGUGAGUCACCACUUUGUAUCAUCUAUUCUGUCAAUAUUUUUACAACUAAGUGCAUCACUGUUUUGAUAUCUUCUAUUAAUAUAUUCACAUUUUGUAUGAAAAUCUUUACUGCACAUAUGGAUAUUUAUACUGAAGUGUUUUGGUAAUGUUUUCUCUGACUUGGACCUUUUUAUCUAAUAAAUCAGCUUUAGUGUUGUCCUUCAAAAAUACUGCUUGAUGUCUUAUAAUAAAGAAACUAAGCUUGGGCUUACACACACAGC